Molecule: messenger RNA, 1514 nt
Organism: Stomoxys calcitrans (stable fly)
Lineage: Eukaryota; Metazoa; Arthropoda; Insecta; Diptera; Muscidae
Gene: MRG15
Product: nuA4 complex subunit EAF3 homolog
Exons: 4
Coding region: 128-1363 (411 amino acids)
Biological process (GO): chromatin organization; regulation of DNA-templated transcription
Cellular component (GO): nucleus; NuA4 histone acetyltransferase complex
Source: RefSeq, a predicted model, not a curated record
CAUCAGCUGUUCCGAAUUACAAUUGUUUAAUUGUUUACAGCAGGACAGAAAGGAAUUUAUUAAUUAUAAACUUUUUUUCCUUACCUAAGAAACAAAAAAAGCCGCCAAAAUAACGACCCCAGGUGAAAUGCAACCCAAAUUUAAAUUCGCAGAAGGCGAAAAAGUGCUUUGCUUCCAUGGUCCAUUGAUAUACGAAGCAAAGGCAUUAAAGAGUGCAAUCACUAAGGAUAAACAACUGAAGUAUUUUGUCCACUACGCUGGAUGGAAUAAGAAUUGGGACGAGUGGGUUCCUGAAAACCGUGUUUUAAAGUUUAAUGAAACAAACUUGCAAAGGCAAAAAGAGCUACAAAAAGAACAUGAUGCCAAAAAAGAGAAAAAUAGGAAAAAUGCCCCGAAAGGGAAGAAAGGAGAGUUAUUAAUGACCACAUCUAAAGAUAGUGGAGCGAUCAGUAGUGGCGGUAGUGAAUCGAGAGCUUCGACCCCAUCAAAAGAAUUAACUAAUCUCUCUACUACAACUACGACAACAGUUGCAGGGCGAGGGAACAGAUCCAAACUGAAUGCCACACCUGUUACGAUGGAGUCAAAAAAAGAUACUUUGGGAAAGGAGGAGUCCACGAAAGAAGAUAAGGAAGAACCCGCAGUGAAAAAGAAGCGAGGUACUUCAACAAGUUCGUCGGAAAAAUCUUCAACGAAUAAUGCGGCAGCAUCCAACAGUAGUACACCCGUUCCACCAUUGCCUAUUGUAUCAGCGGGGCCUAUAAGUAACACAACCGUUACCAGUUCCUCGGUAGCGAGUAAUAUUCGAUUAGAUUCUUGCGUAGAGAGCGAAGAGACUUUUCUAUCAAAAAUAGAAGUUAAAAUUAAAAUUCCGGAUGAAUUAAAGCAGUGUCUAGCUGAUGACUGGGAUGCUAUUACAAGACAACAUAAAUUGUUGGAUAUACCAGCGAAAAUCACUGUACAAGAUAUCGUCGAUCAGUAUAUUAGUUUUAAGAAGUCUGCCAAAUCAUCGAAUGCUUGCAAGGAAUUGGCUAUAUCGGACGUUCUUAACGGCGUUGUGGAAUAUUUCAAUGUUAUGCUUGGCUCCCAGCUUCUCUACAAAUUUGAGCGUCCACAGUAUGCUGAUAUACUGCAACAGUAUCCGGAUAUACCUCUUUCUAAAUUAUAUGGAUCCUUCCAUUUGCUGCGUUUGUUUGUAAAAUUGGGAUCCAUGUUGGGAUAUUCAGCUUUGGACGAAAAAUCUAUGCAGCUAUUGCUGGUGCACUUGCAUGACUUUCUAAAAUAUUUGGUUAAAAAUAGUGCUACCUUCUUUAGCAUGGCUAGUUUUGUUAACGUCUCACCAGAAUAUCAUCGCCAUACUCAAUGAUUUUAAAAGGAAAUUCUCAUACCAACAUUGAAGUUUACAAAUUUCUUUUUUCUUAUAUAUUUUUGGUUCUUAGUAAGGGAAUACUGUCAUGAUAUUCCUUCCUUAGACUUUUUAUUAUUAGAUCAGAUAAUAAAAGUAUUUUAUUCAAAUA